Molecule: messenger RNA, 1260 nt
Organism: Didymodactylos carnosus
Lineage: Eukaryota; Metazoa; Rotifera; Eurotatoria; Philodinida; Philodinidae
Source: the annotation of a GenBank genome assembly
AUGGAACGCCCACCAUACACAGAUAAUGCCCCACUAUCAAUCACAUACGCUUUUAAUAGUUCUUCUAAUCAUAUUUCUCAAUUUAAUGGAACUGCGAUAACAUCUUCUUCGAUCGAUGAUAACCCUUCACCAACAUUACGUGGUACUCGUGAAGAAGAAUUAUUAGCCAAAGUUCCCUUUGUGAUUGAAAAUGAAAUGAUAAAAUUAUUACAAAAGAAUCCAAACAAUAAUGACACUACUACUACUUCAAAAUCAAAUCCAUUGCGUAAUAAAAUACGCUAUGAUGGUGAAAAUAGUGAAGCAAUGGAAACAACAAUUGCAAUGGAACCAAUUUAUGAAAAUGUACCAUUGAAAUCCGAAACUAAAGAAUACGUCAAUAUGCCAAUAUCCGCUUCCACAAAUGAUUUUCCUCAUGGUUCUUAUUAUUACUAUACAGCCGAUUCUAAUACUAAUAAUAGUGCUCAAACACAGGAGAAACCUCGAAGAACACGAAAGAGUAAAAAUCAACAGCAGCAACAAGUAGAUGUUCAACGAAAUGGUAUUGAUAACGCUCUGACAUUUACUCAAGAGCAAUUACAACAAUAUAUUGCACAACAAUCACCUUCAUCUUCCGAUUUUGAUACACAAUCUCAGCAAUAUGUCACACAAUUAUUACAACAAAAUGGUUACAUUCUACAACCAAUGUCAUCAGACGUUUGGACAGCAUUAUUUAAUCAGUCAAAUCCAACACAACAACAACAGCAAAAUGGUGAUGCGAAUAAUGAAACUGGUACAUCAUCAGUACCAACUACCAUUAGUCGAGCCCGUUCAAACCGUAAUCAACCAAUAUAUUUUGCUAAUCGUCUUACAAAUCCCGUGUUCAGUGUCGAUAAAGAACUAUUAACAAAUACCAUUGCAAAUCAAUUUGGUUAUGAUAUUGAUUCUCCUCAAUUACAAAAAUUAGUUCAAAAUCAACAUUUAUUUGCAGCUAGACGUCGUACAUUUGCCAAUAUGGUUUGGCAAUUGACACCUGAUGAAGAAGUGGCACUUCUCUCUUCCUCAUCAACAAAUCAUUCACCAUCGAAUGAUCUUGAUACAACGACAAACGAAACCAAUAAUAUUAAUAGUAAUCAAGAACACGGAUUAAUUAGUAAUGGAAAAUCAAUAUUGAAAAAAGAGGUUGUUAAAAAUAAACCCUUAAUUAUUUCAUCAACAAAUACCACUGCUUAUAAUAAACGAAAAAAUGUUAGUUUUACAAAUGCUACAUUUUAUGUUAGUUAG